AUGACAUGCUUGGUGACCACGCUGACUGCGACUCGAGAGGACGUUUCGCAGGACUUCGUUGAAAACGUUUUGAAGAUACCUAACCCUAACAGAGUCCUAAACUCAGUGCUUGGAAGGUUAGAGAGAAAUAGGCAAGGUUUUUUGGAAAGGUCACAGCCGAGGUACACCGACGAUGCUGACUGCCGAGACACUGAGGUAAAUCUUCCAGAAUAUACUGAAACUCUACAAGAAUCAGUAGACCGAGACUCGAGACAUUUGGGUUCCCAAAAACAUUAUCCAAUAUGUCAUUUGGAAAGAAAGAUUCACAGACUGAACACAGAUGAAUACGAGUACCGGCCCGCUUAUUACGAGGAGGUACGCUGUACCAUGACCUCAGGCGUUGACUUCGGUGUUACAAACGAGGUAUGUUCGAGCCUCGGGUUUUCAUGCGUGCAGUGGAACAAAACGAUACAUUUGACAAGAAGGCGUUAUUCGAGUGAUUGCUGGGAAACGAAGACCAUGGUGAUACCGGCAGGAUGCGAAUGCAUGUGGCCAGUACACAGACUAGGGCAAAUAACAUUACAUGUUUAG
Messenger RNA from Melitaea cinxia (Glanville fritillary), 570 nucleotides. RefSeq lists its product as uncharacterized. Lineage: Eukaryota; Metazoa; Arthropoda; Insecta; Lepidoptera; Nymphalidae. The coding region runs from base 1 to 570 and encodes 189 amino acids. The record is from RefSeq and is a predicted model, not a curated record. The transcript has 5 exons.